ACGGGACGGGGAAAUCGCCUCCCUCUCCCUGCCUCCCCCCUUUUUGUCGUAGUCGUGGUCGUUGUUGAAAAUGACACGUUGUGGGCGCGGGGGGAAGGGUCGUGUCCGGGCUUGGCGUGAGGCGCCGGGCAGCUCCAGCGGGGCGCUGUGCGAGCCCGGCAGUGCCAGGGAGGGAAGCGGCGGCUUUUACCCCCGCGCUGGGUUUCAUCUGCUCUUGUCCCCUCGUACGUGGGGCUUCAGGUGGUCCCUCAGGGGACAGUAAUCCCAGGGGAGCCUUGGAGGCUUCCCUUUUAGACUCACUUCGGGCUUUGCCGCAAUGGAGUGUUGAUAAGCCCUUCCUGCCGCCUCGCUGUGUACAAAGAAAACUGGAGUUUGACGGUUCCCGAUAUGGAUGGCCUGGUUCCGGCAAAAGAGUGCCUGUGUGUGAAGGGAUAAAGCUGGAGUACAACAAUUCUAUGCUAUACAAGUCCAUUAUCGAAGAUGUGAUUGAAGGUGUGCGGGAACUUUUUGCAGAAGAGGGGGUAGAGGAACAGGUUCUGAAAGACUUGAAGCAGCUUUGGGAAACCAAGGUGACAGAGUCUAAAGCAACAGAAGGCUUCUUCAGGCAUGGCCACUGUUCUCCACAGUUCACCCUGCAGCUGCCACGCAAUUUUCACAGUGUUCUGCAGGCUUCAGCAGCUUCUUUUGUCAUCCCAGCUGGCAGAGGCUUUCAACAUUUCACAGCUGCAGAACUGGGGCCCUCACAAGCAGGGACAACUCUUGCCCUCCCUUCGGCUGUUGCUUAUCCCAUACACCUGCCAGCUGUGACACUACAGACAGCCCCAGGGCAACUUUAUAAAGUAAAUGUGCCUGUUAUGGUUACACAGGCCUCAGCAGAUAGCAGCAUUCUACACCCUCCUGUGCAGCAGAUAAUUCAUCCCCUUGGGCAACCUUCAGUUCUGCAAGCCAGUGUUGCCGGUGUUGCACAGAUGAAUGCACCUUCUUUCCAGGCAGCUGGUGAAACAUUGCAACCCCAGGAGGCUGUUGUCCAACAGACUAUGGUAUUUAAACCAAACAUUGUGGAAAAAAAACCCCUGGAGAACUCUGCUUCAUUGGUCCAGCAGCCUCCUGUGAGUCAGCAGGAACUUGCAACUAAUGCAGUGUUGAAUCGGUGUGCAGACUCCACAGAAAACUCCCAGCAUGACAAUCUUCACACAGCUGUGUUUACUCCAGAAUCCUCUGUAGGGCUUUUUCUCGAUGAGUCCUUGGCAAACAGCUCGAGCAGUGUACUGCUGGAUGUGGAGGGGCAGUUGGACAUGGAGCCUCCGGACCUGGUGCAGCAGCAAGUGUCUGAUGAUAUCAUCGACCUGAUUAUCUCGAGUGAAAGUUUGGAUGACAAUGCAUUCCUGAAAGGUCAGGGCAGCAUUGCUUCCUCUGACGAGAGAGAAUAUAACUUCCAAUCGGAGAAGGAUACCUGCAGUGCCAUUGAAGGCAUAAUCCAACUGGAUGGUACUGGUGAUGUUUCUUCCAAGGAAGAAAUAGCACAUGCAAAAGAUAAGGAAGAGAAUGAAUUCAUUGGAAUUGUUGAAUCAGAGGAUCUAAAAGUUCUGGAUGAUGAGGAAGACUACGAUGAAGAAUGUGACAGUACUUCAAAUAUGGAGUCUAGCUGCAGUGGUGGUGAUAAUGAAGACCUCCAAAUAGAUAUAGUUGAGGAGGACCCCUUGAACUCUGGUGAUGAUGUCAGUGAACAGGACAUUCCAGACUUAUUUGACACCGACAACGUGAUAGUUUGUCAGUACGACAAGAUACAUCGAACUAAGAACAAAUGGAAGUUCUUCUUAAAAGAUGGAGUGAUGUCCUUUGAGGGUAAAGACCAUGUUUUUGCAAAAGCCAUUGGAGAUGCAGAGUGGUGAAACCUCACUGAAGCAUGGACUUUAAGACUGUGGCAUUAUUCCCUUAUGAACCUUCUGUUGUGAAACAACUGGGCUUCCUAAUGUUUUGCCAUAAAACCUCCCAACAAAUAAUAAAACAACAAAGCUGUGAUAAAAAUAUGCAAAAUAUGUGUAGUUAAUACAUGCACAGUAAAACACUGUAUUGUUAGCUACUCAGCUGUCUUUGCGGUUCUUUUCUGACUAUUUCAACACUUUUCCAACCAAGAAACAUCAUUGGAAUGAUUAGCUUUAAAGUUUGAAAUGUUGUAUAUGUUAGUAUUUCUUUACUUUCUUGAAUUACAAAGUAAAUUCUAGUUCUGUUGAGUUUGUUUCAACUUCUUAAGAGCUAAAGUAUGACUUGAAAUAUAAAACUACACAGUUGUUGUUGAUACCAUGUAUUUCUUUUCAAAGACUGCUGAGUUAAAAAAAGAAAAGGAAAACCACAUCUGUGCAAGUCUGAAACCUCUUGUCUUUCCUUCCUGUUUUGCUUUUUUUGUUGCUUUGUGGUUUUUUGACAUCAGUUUAAAGGGCAGGUGUUUUAGAUCUAAGUAAGGGAAAUGGGGGUGGAAGAUCCUGGAGUUCUCAAUGUAUGAGAAUUAUUAUUGCUUAUUCUAUACCAUCUAUGUCUACUGAGAUGCAAUGAAUAGUGUGAUGUAACACUAAAAUGUGAUUUAUUUUCAUUGUCAAUGGAAAAUCAUUUAAGUUUGCUACUGUACAUACUCACUUCAUUUCAGGACUACAGACCAGUAAGCUGUGAAUGACAAAAAUUGUGCAUAAUAAUAAAAUGUCAUCUCAUAUA
Pseudopipra pipra is the source of this 2709-nucleotide messenger RNA. RefSeq names its product general transcription factor IIA subunit 1 like (gene GTF2A1L). Gene Ontology annotation, biological process: transcription initiation at RNA polymerase II promoter; transcription by RNA polymerase II. Bases 456 to 1892 code for a protein of 478 amino acids. Lineage: Eukaryota; Metazoa; Chordata; Aves; Passeriformes; Pipridae. Gene Ontology annotation, cellular component: transcription factor TFIIA complex. The transcript has 9 exons. The record is from RefSeq and is a predicted model, not a curated record.